CCGGAGUCUCGUCGCGGCUGCACAUCGUGCCCUUGACUUCCUACGGGAGGAUAUAGCUGAUCGGUGGAAGCAUCUACCGGGAGGUCACUUAGAAAUCUGCACCGUGGGGACAUUUUCUCGCCAUGGGAUUCGUACCGGACGAGGCGAAGUGUCUCCCUCCCCCGGGGAUCGCUAACAGGACCUCGGUGUGGCUCGCCGGGGUCGGCUGGUGCUCCGCCAUGCUCCAAAAUGCGAUCAACCACAGGCCGCCGCUAAAAUCAGGAGUUCAUCGACAGGUCCUGCUGGCGACAAUUGGCUGGUUCAUUGGCUACCACAUCACAAAGUAUGAAAACUACACGUAUGCCAGACUUGAUCGAGACAUGAACGAGUAUGUCAGGCUGCAUCCAGAGGAAUUUGCAGCAAAAGAGAGAAAAACCUUUGCAGAGAUCGUGGAGCCUUUCCAUCCUGUGCGCUAAGUGUUGUCGGAGGGGGAGAGAACAUCUGUGGACCACUAUCUGUCUUCAGUGGUCUUUUUGUGAAAUUAUUAUUGUGCGAGAUAUAGCUAUGUAAAUAAAAAAAAAUUUACAAAUUCA
This is a messenger RNA of Paralichthys olivaceus (Japanese flounder), 572 nucleotides long. RefSeq names its product NADH:ubiquinone oxidoreductase subunit C2 (gene ndufc2). Gene Ontology annotation, biological process: mitochondrial electron transport, NADH to ubiquinone. NCBI's taxonomy places the organism in Eukaryota, Metazoa, Chordata, Actinopteri, Pleuronectiformes, Paralichthyidae. The record is from RefSeq and is a predicted model, not a curated record. Gene Ontology annotation, cellular component: mitochondrial inner membrane.